ACAGGCUUUGCCUCAGAACCUCAUGAGCUGCCUAUCUAGACAGCGUUUCAGGCAUCACUGGGGCGUUCCGAGUGAUGCUCAAGAUGCUGAUUAGUUGGAUGCGCAAUAGUUUUUGAGACGCGGCCGUCAUUUCCAACUAAAAGAUGUUACGAGAGUGACUUAAGACGCAGUUCUGGUUUAAUCCUGUGACUCAGAUGUUACAGAAACAGGGGGAGCACCGAACGUGCAACUGCUCAUGUCUCACUCUCCAUAAAACCCACGAGCCCGAGAGUGUUUCAUCACACAGCAGCAACUACCUGAUCGACACGAGCUCUGCAAACAUAAACAAGCCUUUCCAAAUACAUUUUUGUGUUUACCCUGAAAACACAAGUUUGGAUUCACUGCAAAAAGAGGAAGAACAGAAGACCUCUGUCUCAAUCGCAAUAACUGACUUUCUCAACAGAGAGCAGGAUGGAAAAGAUGAAGGACAGUAAGGGGAAACAGGUGACAUGGUGCCUCAUGUUCUGCGUGUCCACGGCUGUCAUCGGCUCCUUGCAGUUUGGCUUCAACACAGGCGUCAUCAAUGCACCCGAUGUGAAAGUGAAGAACUUCAUCAGAAACGUGACUGUGGAGCGCACUGGAGAGCUAAUGGAUGAAUCCACAUUGACGACAUUGUGGAGUGUAACAGUUUCCAUUUUCAAUGUUGGCGGCAUGAUCGGGGCUCUUAGUGUUGGCACUCUAGUUGACAAACUAGGGAGACGGAAAUCCAUGCUUCUGUCCAACAUCCUGGCUCUGAUUGGUGGACUCCUGAUGGGUUUAUCCAACAUGUGCACCUCUUAUGAGUUGAUAAUAGUGGGUCGUCUUGUUAUUGGUGCAUUCUGUGGCCUGUGUACAGGAUUGACGCCCAUGUAUGUGGGUGAAAUUGCUCCAACAGCACUGCGAGGGGCUUUUGGUACCCUUCACCAGCUCGGUGUGGUCAUCGGCAUCCUAAUUGCACAGAUCUUAGGUCUGGAGUCAUUGCUGGGGUCUCAGUCUUUGUGGCCAUUGUUGUUGGCUCUGACGGCAGUGCCUGCAGUGUUACAGAGCGUCAUGCUGAUCUUCUGCCCGGAGAGCCCUCGAUACCUGCUGAUCUCUCUGAACCAGGAGGAUGAGGCACGCCAAGUGCUGAUACGUCUUCGUGGGCAUUCAGAUGUGGAGGAUGACAUUCGUGAGAUGAAGGAAGAGGCCAUGAAGAUGUCCAUGGAGAAGAAGGUUUCUAUUCCUGAGCUGUUCCGUAACACCGCUUACAGACAGCCCAUUAUUAUUGCCAUAAUCCUGCAGCUGUCUCAACAACUGUCCGGCAUCAACGCUGUAAUUUAUUACUCUACGGAGAUCUUCAGAAAUGCAGGUAUCACUGGGCCAGUCUUUGCCACCAUUGGAGUGGGUGCAGUCAACACUCUCUUCACUGUCAUCUCUCUCUUCCUGGUGGAGAGGGCAGGAAGAAGAACACUUCAUAUGAUCGGUCUGGCUGGAAUGGCUGUCUGUACUCUGCUUAUGACCAUUUCUCUUAAACUUGUGAACCCUACAGGAGCAACGGCAGAAAGUAGUGCUAAUAUGACUGCCAUCUCCGAAUCUGCAUCUGCAGGGGGAACUUCAGCAAUCAGCAUUCUGGCCAUUCUGGCAGUGUUUGGAUUUGUGGCCAGUUUUGAGAUGGGACCAGGACCAAUCCCAUGGUUCAUAGUGGCAGAGUUAUUCGCUCAAGGUCCACGUCCGGCAGCCAUCGCUGUGGCGGGAUGCUGCAACUGGACUGCCAGCUUUCUUGUCGGACUGCUUUUCCCAAAACUAUUGAAACUGUGUGAUGCGUACGUCUUUAUCAUAUUCCUCAUUCUCCUUAUCAUCUUCUUCGUGUUUACCUACUUCCGGGUUCCCGAGACCAAAGGCCGGACGUUUGAGGACAUCGCCAGUGGGUUUUCCAAUGCUGCAAGUUCCAAUGCUGCCAACUACACGUCCCCAGAGGAUGCCAUCACAAUGCCAGUAUCCCCGUCAUCAGAGAAGGUUCAGAUGACUGAAUUGGCUGGCCAGGAGAAAAGCUGAGCAAACCUAUA
Molecule: messenger RNA, 2063 nt
Organism: Sinocyclocheilus grahami
Lineage: Eukaryota; Metazoa; Chordata; Actinopteri; Cypriniformes; Cyprinidae
Product: solute carrier family 2, facilitated glucose transporter member 1-like
Exons: 12
Coding region: 451-2052 (533 amino acids)
Biological process (GO): dehydroascorbic acid transport; response to insulin
Cellular component (GO): basolateral plasma membrane; apical plasma membrane; plasma membrane
Molecular function (GO): D-glucose transmembrane transporter activity
Source: RefSeq, a predicted model, not a curated record